UCGACUGAUUGCUAUCUGACUUUUAUCGAGUGACAAAUAUUGUUAUCAUGAAAUUAUUUUCACGACUGAAAAAAAUGAUUGAGAAGGAGUGUGUACAAGAACCAUGUGUUCUUCUUAAACACACCUCUAACCCAGAGAACCAUCCUCCUCAUUGGCCUGAUGAGGCUCUUGUUGUUGCUGGUGGUUUUGAUGGAGGAGAGGAUGUAGAAAGAGAGGACAAAAAGAAAAAGAAGAGCUUCUGGAGGUGGCCAGCGCUCCGCUUUCCUCACAGGAGAGCCACUAAAUAUGAUCUGGCUAAAGCUGAGAAUAAGCACCAGGCUGAUGCCGGAUCAUAUCGGACAUUUAGCGAUGCUCCAGCUUCUAAAGUCCACCCUGUUGAGGAACCGCUGGAGCAGAAUGCCCCAGGCAAAGGCCACAUCUGCAGCCAUUAUAAAAUCGGCUCAAAACUGGGUCAAGGAGGAUUUGGUUUUGUCUACGAAGGGACUCGCUGCAAGGAUAAACUUGAGGUGGCUGUGAAAUUUUCAGUGAAGUCACCAAACAUGCCAUAUAUCAGAGUGCCUGGUCAUCCCCAAUGCAUCCCAAUGGAGAUAGGCCUGACACUAAUGGCUAAUAAAAGCCCCAGAGCUCCUGAGAUCAUAAGAAUUCUGGACUGGGAGGACAACGAAGACCACUUCAUUAUGGUCAUGGAGCGUCCCAUGCCCUGCAUGGAUUUUAGAAAUUUCGUAAAGCUCCACGGAGAGCGUCUCGAUGAGGAGACAGCACGAAAGGUCAUGCAGCAGGUCACCGAAGCCGCUAAUGUUUGCAUCAAGCGUGGCGUCUUUCAUCGGGACAUAAAAAUGGAGAACCUGCUGUUAAACCAGGACACCAUGGAGGUGAAACUCAUUGACUUCGGGUGCGGUGUGCAAAUGAAGAGAUUUGGCUAUGAAGUCUUCAGUGGCACAAAAGCGUAUUGUCCACCAGAGGUCAUCGUGAACGGCAAAUACCAUGCAAAGCCAACAACAGUGUGGUCGCUGGGGAUCCUUCUGUUCAUGAUGGUGUGUGGACAUUAUCCCACAGAAUACGACCUGGAUCUGAUCAGUAAGAGGAGCUGGACCAGACCUGGCCUGUCACAAGAAUGCUGCCAGAUGAUUUCUUCAUGUCUGCAGUCUGAUCCACAGCAGAGGAUCGAUCUGGAGAAGAUGCAGAUCCAUGACUGGUUUAAGGUCAUGGAGUGAGACAUGAAGAAUCUAAGAAGAUAUCUCCUGUCAUGGCCAACCUGUAGUUUUCGAUCUUGGGUCAGCUUUGCAUCUAGCGGGAUGAUAUGAGUGGCCUCUCCAUCUCUCCACUUAGCGUCUUGUGAAAGCCGGCAUCUUCCGACAUUGUCUGCCUCCUCGAAAUGAAGCAGCAAUGCUUGUAAUAGUUAUUUGGAUAGUCUUUAAAUUUAUAUGUACUUCUUAAAAAAAUGUAUAAGACAUAAGUGUGUAAGAUAAGUGUAUAAGACAGACAAGUGAUUAAGUGUAUAAGAUAAGAGUAUAAGAUUACUGUAUAAGUGUAUCAGGUAGACUGGUGUAGACGUUAAAGAUAAGUAUAAUUUACAGAUAAUUAAUAUUUGAAAUAUAAUUUAAUUUAUUAGAAAUUGUUGUUGUGUUUUCAUUCCCCAUGUGCUUAG
Molecule: messenger RNA, 1648 nt
Organism: Carassius auratus (goldfish)
Lineage: Eukaryota; Metazoa; Chordata; Actinopteri; Cypriniformes; Cyprinidae
Product: serine/threonine-protein kinase pim-2-like
Exons: 8
Coding region: 48-1214 (388 amino acids)
Biological process (GO): negative regulation of apoptotic process; protein autophosphorylation; regulation of mitotic cell cycle
Cellular component (GO): cytoplasm
Molecular function (GO): ATP binding; protein serine/threonine kinase activity
Source: RefSeq, a predicted model, not a curated record